AUGAGGUCGGCAGCGCUGCCCGUGCGGCGCGCGGCGCAGGCGCACGCCGCGCCCGCGACGCCACACGGCACGGCGCUGGCGCCCCGGGCGACGACGGCAUGCCUCGCGUGCGGGCGCAGGCCGCAGCCCGCGCCGCUCGGAGGCCGCGCGCGGCCGAUGUGGGAGGCGCGCAUCGCGGGCGGGCUCCGGCGCGGCCACCGCGCGCACAGCAGCGGCAACGGGGCGGGGCGGGACGACGACGGGCGCCGGGACGGCGCGGAGCGCAACGGCGCGCGGAACGUGGACGACCUCGAGGAGGAGAGCCGCAACAUCCGCCACACGCACUGGGCGACCUACCGCAAAGAACUCCUCGAGCGGACGCGCACGCUGAUCUACAAGUCGAGCGAGCACGAGCUCGAGGUGCUGUUCAAGCUCAUGCGGGCGUACGCGCGGACGAACUUCGCGUUCCUGACCAAGCGGCACCGCUCGCGGUGGUGGCGCUCCCAGGCGGUCGACCUCCGCGUCCCGUCGCCCAGCAAGAACGACCUCAGCGAGUCCCCCUGGGCCCUGUUGCGGAAAGUGCUCUCCCUCGGGGCCAUCUUCUUCGGCGCGUCGUACAACCUCACGCUGCUCCAGAACCUGAAGGACUCGCUGGUCGUGACGACGGGCGGCGCGGAGGUCCUCCCGUACCUCGCGUCGUUCUUCGUCCUCCCGGCCUCGAUCGGCUUCUUCAUGCUGUACAACAAACUGCUGGCCACCGUGCCGCACCAGCGCGUGUUCUACCUCUCCAUCGGCGCCCUCCUCACCACCUACCAGGUCUUCUGCUGGAUCCUCUUCCCGCUCCACCAGAAGCUGCACCUCUACGCCCUCGGCGACUUCCUGCGCUCCGCGCUCCCUGCGGGGCUCAGCGGACUCGCCACCGUGCUCCAGAACUGGACCUUCUCGCUGUUCUUCUGCUUCGCGGAGAUCUGGGGCUCCGUGGUCAUCUCCGUGCUGUUCUGGUCGCUCGCGAACGAGGUGUGCACCAUCGACGAGGCCAAGUCGAUCUACCCGCUCAUGGGCAUCACCGCCAACCUGGGCGUGGUGGCCGCCGGCAAGUUCACCAAGUUCACCAACCGCGUGCUCGUGCCGGACGGCAGCAUCCAGGGCUCCAUGCAGUGGACCAUCACCGCCAUCACGCUCUGCUCCGUCUGCAUGUUCGCCGCCAAGUACUACAUUGACCGACGCAUCCCCAAGCCCUCGGGGGACUCGGACUCGGACGGCGGGAAGGACGAGUCGAAGGAGGAGUCGGAGAAGGACGAGGGGCAGGGCGGGAGCAGCAUGGGCCAGGCGCUGCAGGUCCUGCGGAACUCCUCCAAGGUGAUGGGGCUGGGCAUGGUGGUGCUGUGCUACAGCAUCUCGCACCGCCUGUUCGAGUUCUCGUGGAAGGGGCAGCUGCGCGAGCUGUACCCCACGUCCGCGGCGUACCAGGGCGCGCUCGCGGACGUGUCCAUCGCGACGGGCUUCACCACCAUCGUCAUGAUGUUCCUCGGGCGCUUCCUCUUCCAGAUGUUUGGGUGGGGGACGGCAGCGGCGACCCCGCCGACGAUGAUGUUCUUCUUCGGGACCGUCUUCUUCGUCAUGUCGGCGGCGCCGCGCGCGGUCUCCGAGAUCGCCGCGCAGUGGUCGAUCCCGAUCAACGCAGCGGCGAUCGGCUGCCAGGCCGGCGCGGUCACGCAGGUGUUUGCGCGCGCGUCCAAGUUCUCCCUGUUCGACCCCGCGAAGGAGAUGGUCUACAUCGAGAUGACCAAGGAGGAGAAGCUGCGCGGGAAGGCCGCCGUCGACCUCAUCGGGUCCACCAUGGGCAAGUCGGGCGCGUCGUGGAUCAUCCAGGCGCUGCUCCUGGUGUUUGGGAGCUUGGCGGCGUCGAUGCCCAUGGUGGGCGUGUCGUUCGUGGCCAUCGUGUCCACGUGGCUGUACGCCGUGCAGCGGCUCAAGGUCGAGAUGCGCGAGACCGAGCUGGCGCGGGCCCGCGAGCGGGAGGAGCGGAAGAGGAGGGAGGCCGAGGAGCGCGGCGAGGGCGCCGGCGGGGCCUCCUCGGGCGGCGCGGAGAGCAGGCCGGCGCCCGCGGUGUAG
Molecule: messenger RNA, 2094 nt
Organism: Pedinophyceae sp. YPF-701
Lineage: Eukaryota; Viridiplantae; Chlorophyta; Pedinophyceae
Source: the annotation of a GenBank genome assembly